Molecule: messenger RNA, 1215 nt
Organism: Thecamonas trahens ATCC 50062
Lineage: Eukaryota; Apusomonadida; Apusomonadidae
Exons: 2
Coding region: 1-1215 (404 amino acids)
Source: RefSeq, a predicted model, not a curated record
AUGAAUGGGGCGUCGCGGUCGCCUGGAGUGCUCUCGCCUGUGAAUGGUGUGGCGCCUGCGGCCACACCCGGGACGCCUGCCACGCCGGGCACGCAGUUCACCUCUGAGUUCCAGGAGUGGCUUCAUCGGAAGACGGCCGAGCGGAAACAGUUGCUUGCUCGCGUCUCGCGCAUCAUCGAGGCCCGCAAAGCCAGCAGGAGCCCCGGUAGCGAGAGCGAGGACCGCGGGCGGAUGCAAGGCGAGGUGAACGAGGCGGCGGUACGGGCGGCGGCCUCGAUCUCACCGUCGUACCGACCGUACUACACGUCGAUGGUGUCGUCGCGUGGCGGGACGCCUGGGCUGGACGCCAAGGAGAAUAUCAGCGUCGGGAGCGGCGUGGACGGGAUGAGUCACAGAGGCUGCGAGCUCUCGCUCUCGCCGAUCCGGGCGGCCGACGCCUCGCGUGGGACCGACGAGGUCUCGCUCGAGUCGUCUGAGGCCUCGUUCCGGCUCGCACGGCUGAGCAGGAGCGGCAGCGGGGCGUACCCGACCUCGGUCUCGCAGAGUUCGGUCUUUACCGAGCCUGUCGAGUCGUCAGUCCUGGUGUCGGCGAGCAAGGACAUCCUGGUUGUCAUCUCGCCCGAGUCGCGGGCAAAGACCCAGGCGCUGCGCGACGAGAACGAGGCGCUGCGGGCACGGGUGGCGGCGCUGGAGGCGCAGGUCGGCGCGGCGGCGUCGCCGGGCUCGGUCGAUCGCUCGCGGACGGUGAUCAAGAACUUGUCGGAGCAGGUGGCGGCGCUGGCGGCCGAGGCCGAGGAGCAGGCCGAGCUGGCGGCGCUGGCGCAGUCGCAGGUCGAGACGCUGACCAACGAGAAGCUCUCGCUCUUUGUCGAGGUCGCGCAGGGUCGUCAGGCAGUCCUCGUUGCCGAAGAGGAGAACGCGGCGCUGCAGGCACAGCUUGCUGCUGCGCUCCGCGACGCACAGACCGGCGACGCCACCGCUACUGCUACCGCUGCGGACGCCGCCGCCGACUCGGCCUCGGCCGCCCGCAUCGCGGUACUCGAGGCCAAGUGCCGCGAGUACGAGGGCAUGCUCCAGUGGCUCCGCGAGGUUGUGGCCCUCCUCCGCCAGCCGCAGUUUGACCAGUUUGUCAUUGCGGACGCCCUCGAGUCGGUUGCUGACGUCUCGAUGUCGCGUGACGACGACGACGACGGCGACGUGUCCGGGUAUUUGUAA